Molecule: messenger RNA, 1298 nt
Organism: Rana temporaria (common frog)
Lineage: Eukaryota; Metazoa; Chordata; Amphibia; Anura; Ranidae
Gene: SLC25A30
Product: solute carrier family 25 member 30
Exons: 10
Coding region: 127-996 (289 amino acids)
Biological process (GO): mitochondrial transport
Cellular component (GO): mitochondrial membrane
Source: RefSeq, a predicted model, not a curated record
GGUGGGGAAGACGGGGGGCGGAGUCACGUCUUCAGGGCCCUUUAGUGCUAAUCGGAAGAGUCUUCAUUCCAGCGUGGGCAUCGUUGUGUCCAGGCCUCAGGCAAAAUAGAGACUCCAGAAUUGAACAUGUCUGCUAUAAACUGGAAGCCGUUUAUAUAUGGAGGUUUAGCGUCCAUUACAGCAGAAUGUGGCACUUUUCCUAUAGACUUGACAAAAACACGGCUGCAGGUACAAGGGCAAGCAAAUGAUGCAAAAUACAAAGAAAUCCGCUACCGAGGAAUGCUCCAUGCACUUGUCAGAAUAGGCAAAGAGGAGGGAUUUAAAGCGCUGUACUCUGGGAUUGCACCAGCAAUGCUUCGCCAAGCGUCCUAUGGCACUAUUAAAAUAGGCACUUAUCAGAGCCUGAAGAGAAUGUUUGUUGAUCGCCCUGAAGAUGAGACGUUGGUUCUUAAUGUUUUUUGUGGCGUUUUGUCUGGAGUAUUUUCCUCAUGUAUUGCCAACCCUACAGAUGUUUUAAAGAUAAGAAUGCAGGCACACGGCAGUACAAUUCAAGGAGGAAUGAUUGGAAACUUUAUCAGCAUUUACCAGCAGGAAGGGACCAGAGGACUGUGGAAGGGAGUGUCACUCACUGCACAGAGAGCUGCUAUAGUAGUGGGUGUGGAGUUACCAGUGUAUGACAUCACCAAGAAACAUCUCAUCCUGUCCGGACUGAUGGGAGACACGAUCUAUACACACUUUCUGGCCAGUUUUACUUGUGGGUUGGCAGGAGCUUUAGCAUCCAAUCCAGUUGACGUUGUUCGAACUCGUAUGAUGAACCAAAGAACCGUCUGCGAAGGGUCAAGCUACAAGGGCACAAUGGAUUGUUUACUGCAGACUUGGAAGAAUGAAGGAUUCUUUGCUUUGUAUAAAGGCUUUUGGCCAAACUGGUUAAGAUUGGGACCAUGGAAUAUUAUUUUCUUUAUUACGUAUGAACAGCUCAAGAAACUAAACCUGUGAUGUGGAAGCUAUGAAACUGGCCAAGUCGUUUCAACGCCAAGAACCAUCUUGAAUUUCAAUCCCCCUUCUUGAUGUCACCAGUGGAAUGUGUCAAUGUGUCGGGGUCUGUUGACAUUUAGAGGCCAGAUGCCAGUAGGGCAGGCUCAUAGCACAAGAGGCUUCUAUUGAUAAAUUGGGUUCUGAAGGAAUGGUCGGCUAUGCUUGGAUUGUAAGCCUAAAUGAAACGAAUUGCCUGUAACGCUUGUUAAAGGCUAAACAAAGCUUUCUCUUUUUAACUCCUUCAACAACAAAAAAAAAAAAAA